GUACGAAUCAUUCGUCGUACGAUUUACUUAAUAACUAAACUGACCUGGUUUCACGUGGUUUAUGAACUUUUUAUCAAACAAUGUCUAGUUUAGUUCGGAAAACGCUAUUAUGUGCGCUGAAUACGAGAUCUUCUCUCCAACAAAAUGGAUUUACAGCAGUAAGAAAUCUUACCAGUCGUACCAUGUUGAGUAAACGAACAUUUUCAAGCCCUGUCAAAUUUCCGAGGCAAUUCGGAAGCUUCCAACAGCGUUGGUGUCAUCAGAAAAGUGCAAGCCUCGAAAGUGAUUCCAACUUGUCAAAGUACCUGGAAUCUGAAAUAAAGUCGGAAAUGGAAGACGGGAUUGAAGAAGUUGACAACCUUCUUGAUGGAUGGUCAAAGGAAUGUGAGGGAGUUAAAAUCGUUUUGAACAAAAAGAUAGGCAAAGAGAGUGUCCGAGUAAAAUUCAGCAUUGCUGGGGCUCUAGAGGAAUACGGACCGGAGGGAGAAGAAGUAGAGUAUAAUAUGCCAUUGUUUUGUAAGCCUCCCUUUGAGGUGGAAAUUGUCAAGCCAAGUGGUAACACAAUG
This is a messenger RNA of Saccostrea cuccullata (small rock oyster), 566 nucleotides long. RefSeq lists its product as uncharacterized. The annotation marks the transcript as partial. Lineage: Eukaryota; Metazoa; Mollusca; Bivalvia; Ostreida; Ostreidae. The transcript has a single exon. The record is from RefSeq and is a predicted model, not a curated record.